This is a messenger RNA of Myxocyprinus asiaticus (Chinese sucker), 3737 nucleotides long. Its product is annotated as complement factor B-like. Gene Ontology annotation, biological process: proteolysis; complement activation. Bases 77 to 3412 code for a protein of 1111 amino acids. The transcript is spliced from 27 exons. Gene Ontology annotation, cellular component: extracellular region. Gene Ontology annotation, molecular function: serine-type endopeptidase activity. Lineage: Eukaryota; Metazoa; Chordata; Actinopteri; Cypriniformes; Catostomidae. The record is from RefSeq and is a predicted model, not a curated record.
CCCAAUAUAAAAAUGUCCCCAUGUUCAUUUGCUUCUGUGUUUUUCUUAUUAGCUUAAGACUUGGAAUAUAAACAGCAUGGAGUGUAAAAAGCGAUGGCACUGGUUGAUGCUUGAACUGAUUUGUCUUCUUAUUGCAGGAGCUCCAUCUUCCAUGUCCAAAAGACAUGAGUCAUGUCCCAAGGACAAUGUUGGUAUUACUGGAGGGACCUUUGUUCUUUCUAAUGGUUAUUCACAUGGGAGUAUUCUGACAUACAGCUGUCAAGAAGGCUAUUACCCAAGUGUUAAGACACGGUUGUGUCGAAAUGGACUCUGGGAGACAAUGUCAACACAAAAGACAAAAAACCUUGCAGAGUGCAAAAAGGUCACAUGUCCUGAUCCUCGUUCUUUUCAAAAUGGAGAGGUAAUUCCAAUAAAAGGGAGGUACUUUGUAAAUGACACAAUCAACUACGCAUGUAAUUCCGAUUAUACAUUACGUGGCUCAGCGAGUCGUGUUUGCAAGCCUAAUGGGAAGUGGAGUGGAAAAACGGCAAUUUGUGGACGUGACUCUGAUUACUGCCCUGAUCCUGGCAUUCCCCCUGGUACCAGAAGGACAAACCACAUAUUCAAUAUUGAUGACGACGUCACAUAUGAAUGUGAUAAGCCUUUGGUCCUGAUUGGUUCCACAAAGAGAGUCUGUCAGGAUGGUGGCCAUUGGUCAGGGACAGAGCCAGAAUGUUACGCUCAUUUUGCAUAUGACACCCCAGAUGAAGUAUCAGAUGCUUUCAGCAGUUCUCUAAAGACAACUCUAGGAAUUUUUCAACAAUAUGAAGAAUCAGAUCAGCAUGGGAAGAAAAUAUCAUUGGAUCGGAGAGGAAAACUUGAUAUUUACAUUGCUGUGGAUGCAUCUGAUAGCAUAGAUGAAAGCAAUUUUAACCAGUCAAAAGAGGUCAUCAAAGAACUUAUAAAGAAGAUUAGUUAUUACCAGGUCUCCCCAAACUAUGAGAUCCUGAUGUUUGCUACAGAUGUUACUCCGAUAGUCACUAUGAGGAACUUCAAGACUACUGAAAAUGGAACUAUCCAAAAAAAUGUUUUAGAUGAACUGGACAAUUUUCAAUAUGAAAGUAAAGGAGAACGAUCAGGAACUAAUAUUGCCAAAGCCUAUUCGAAAAUUUUAGAGAGUAUGAAAAUAGAGGAGAUCCAGGAUAAGGAGAGCUUCCUUCAGACCCAGCAUAUUGUCAUCAUUUUCACUGAUGGUCAAGCAAACAUGGGGGGUAAUCCCAAACCUAAAGUUGAACAGAUAAAACAUCUUGUCACCCAAAAUGAUCCCAAACGAGAGAAGAAACUCGACCUCUAUUUCUUUGGAAUUGGAACUGACGUGAGAAAGGAGGACGCAGCUGGCUUAGUGUCAGAAAAGGACAAUGAAAAGCAUUUCUUCUCGCUUCAAAACUUGUACGAACUGCAGGAGACAUUUGACCAAAUGCUUGAUGAGUCCACAGCUGAGGAAUUGUGUGGGAUUCAAGAAUCUGACGCAAAAAAUAGACGCCGCGCAUUUCCCUGGUUGGCACAGAUUGAUGUUACUCGUGUCUCAAAAAGUUCAAAAUGCAUGGGGUCUUUAGUCACCUCAAGAUACAUCUUGACAGCGGCUCACUGCUUCAAACAUGACGACACACCUGAGAGGAUAUCAGUUAAACUGCAGAAAGGCCUGGAUGUAAAAAUAAAACAAUUCAUACUUCAUCCUGACUAUAACAUCACAGCAAAACAGCACAUGCAAAUAAAGGAAUAUUACGAAUUUGAUGUAGCUCUUAUUGAGUUGGAAAACGCUGUUAACAUUAAUGUUAAUCUUAGACCAAUCUGCAUCCCCUGCACCAGGGCAACAAAUGGAGCACUAAAACUUUCAGACAGUGAAGGGACAUGCCAAAAACAUGAGGAAAAUCUUCUAAUAGGAGAUAGUCUGGAAGCUUAUUUCACAUCAGGAAUGGAUAAAGACAAUACUCCACAAUCAUUAAAAAACAUCAAAAUCAAGCUAAAAGGAAAGCGGGAUGCUUGUGUUGAAGAUGCAAAAAAAGCACCAGGAAUUGGGGAAUCAACAAAUGCAAAGGAUAUAAUUACAGAUAAUUUUCUGUGCAGCGGCGGUAUUGAUACAACAACAGAUGAUAUUGCUUGCAAAGGCGAUCGGUCAGGGACUAACAUUGCCCAAGCCUACGGGAGCAUUUUAGAGAGUAUGAGAAUAGAGAAGAUCAACGAUAAAAACUUCCUUGACACCCAACACAUCAUCAUCAUGUUCACUGAUGGUCUAGCCAACAUGGGUGGUAAUCCCAGACCUAAGGUGGAACAGAUCAAAGAUCUUGUGAUACAUAAUGAUCCUUCACGGGAUGAAAAACUUGACAUGUAUGUGUUUGGAAUGGGUGAUGAGGUGAAUUCUGAGGACAUAAAUGAUUUAAAGACUAACAGGGGAAAUGAAAAGUUUUUUUUCAAGCUUAAGGAUUUGGAUUCUUUGGAGAAAACGUUUGACGGCAUGAUUGAUGAGGGCACCAGUGUGUCAUUGUGUGGACUUUACAGAGAUUACGACGAUGGCCUUAUAGCUCAUGAGCGUUGGCAAUACCCCUGGUUGGUAAAGAUCAGAGUGACUCGUAAUGAUGGAACAGUUUCAAAUUGCAUGGGCUCAUUAGUCACCUCAAGCUUUAUCUUGACUGCGGCUCAUUGCUUCAGGUUUCAGGACACACCUGAUAGGGUACAAAUUGAGAUGGAAUCAGGUUCAAAAGAAAAAAAAGUGAAAAAGUACAUACCUCAUCCUCGCUAUAACGUCAAAGCCAAACUGCACUUGGGAAUACCAGAAUAUUACGAGUUUGACAUAGCUCUUAUUCAGCUGCAGGACCCUGUCAUCAUGGGUAUUGAUGUUCGACCAAUCUGCAUUCCCUGCACCAAGGAAACCAGUGGAGCCCUAAAACUUUCAGACAGUCAAAGCACAUGCAAAAAACAUCAGGAAGUACUAAUGUCUUCAGAAACUGUGAAUGCUGCUUUCAUGUCUGACUUGAAACCCGAAAUUACGAGGAAGGACAUCAAAAUCAAGCAGGGGAAAUGGCGGGAUGUUUGUGUUGAAGAUGCAAAAAAAGCAAAAAACAUCAAUGCUACAAAUGCAAAGGAUAUCGUUACAGAUAAUUUCCUGUGUAGUGGUGGUACUGAACCAACCAAAGAUGAUAUUGCCUGCAAAGGUGACUCUGGGGGGGCCGUUUUUGUGCUUCCGGGUACUCGAAUGAUCCAGGUUGGUGUUGUGAGCUGGGGAGUGAAGGACAUGUGCAAACACAACCUGAAGCCUGAUUCUGUUCAUGAUUCCAGGGAUUAUCAUACAAAUCUAUUCAGUCCAGACAUACGCUCAUUCCUUAAACAGUACCUAGGAGAUGGCCAAUUGGGAACCCCUCUUACAUUCUUGUGAACACUGUCCUAAACAAGAGUUUCUUUACUUGCUCAGAAACAUUUUGCAUGUACCUAAAUUAAAGGUGCACUCAGUAAUUUUUCCUCAUUAAGAAAGUUUUACUCCUUAUUAUUGGACAUUUUCACUCGAGGAUUAAAUUAAUCAUGUCUGACUGUGAUUAGUGAAUUUCUACAAAGGCAUUGAUAACUAAAAACUUUGCAUUCAUGCCGCUAGGUUAUCAGUGUCCAAGACUUUCACUCACCAUUUAUUGCUUUGGGCUUUGGGCAAAUUUAUGAUUAAAAUGCAAUAAAGCUUUGUGGAAUAAUAAAAGGCAAGAAAAUAUGAA